CCGAAGCAUUGCUGUGCGUGCCGAGCCAGACAUGUUCUAUUGGUCAUGUCUUGCGUUUUCUUUUGCAUUUGCCGGUGAGAUAGGCGAGAGAGCGUGAGGCGGUGGUACGUACGCACUUGUGUUGUUAUCAUCUCAGAUUUCCUGUGUCGGAACGUGUGGUGCGACACGACGGUACUAAUUUUUUGGCUGGGUGACCAAAUCUACGAAGAGGCCUACGGUAUAGAAGAGGUGGGAAGGACUAGGGUCGCAGCCAUAUUGUGCAGCUUACGCGCAUUUGGCUUGUGUGACUAGAACUGACUGACACAAGCUGUAUCGGCAAGGUCCACCAAGGUCUUCGAUCAUGCUGAGCAAACUGUCGUUUGCAGCAGUAGCUCUGCUAGCACGUUUGUCUGGAGGCUGCGAGGAUCAUGACUGGACUUCACCUCUGACGGGCGGUGGCGUCUUGGACCACGCUCUGAUGAGCCGUCAUGAUAUCGAAAAACGAAUCCAGCCCAGCGCCGAAGCUACCCUCCCACAACAAAUCAAGGACAUUCACUGGGGUCAGAUCAAUUUUCUAUCGACCACAGAUACCCAUGGAUGGCUCGCUGGACAUCUGCUUGACGAGAACUACUCUGCCGACUAUGGAGACUUUGCCGACUUUGUUAGGAAGAUGAAAGCCAAGGCUGAUGUCCUGGGAGUUGAUCUGCUUCUCAUUGACAGCGGCGACUUGCACGAUGGUACUGGGUUUGGUGACGCGACGACACCGAAUGGGAAGUUCACAUUGCCCAUCUUUAAGCAAUUACCAUACGACCUGCUCUCCAUCGGUAACCACGAACUCUACACAACUCAGAUUGCGAACGACACAUACCACAAUUUCGCUCCGAACUGGGGCGGACGCUACUUGACAAGUAAUGUCGACAUCUAUGACAAUGGCGUACAAAAGCCCUUCGCGGAUCGCUACGCAUACUACCAGACGAAGAUGGGCAUCCGUAUUAUGUCGUUUGCUUUCAUCUUCAACUUCACUGGCAACAGUAAUGCUACAGUCGUUACUCCAGUUGGUACUGCAGUCCAACAAUCUUGGUUCAAGGAGCAGGCCAGCCGGCAGGAUAUUGACCUAUUCGUCAUCAGUGGCCACAUUACUCUUCGACAGUCGACGGAGUGGAACCUCAUAUACGCCGCGAUUCGACAAUAUCAUCCCACCACACCCAUUCAAAUCUUCGGUGGUCAUCGACAUAUUCGCGAUGCUGUCGCUUGGGAUGCUUCUGCUGUUGGUACUGCCGCAGGUAGGUACUGCGAGACAGUAGGAUGGACAAGCAUUGAUGGGCUACCUUCGAACGUGACUCGUGCAAAGAGUCCUCAGGGAAGCGGCACAAUCAAGAUAACGAAAGCAUCAGCAAUUCCUCAGCUGAACUUCACGCAACCGAUCUCGUCAAAUUUGAGCUAUACGCGUCAGUAUCUGGAUUUCAAUAGACCUACAUUUGAGAAACAUACCGCGUCUCUGGGACAAGAGUUCAAUACUUCUUACGGACAGGGAAUCUCGAACCAAAUCACAUCGAACAUCAGCACGCUGCCUCAGCUUACGAACCUGCUUGGCUGCGCGCCUGAUUCGUAUUACCAGAGCCGCUUUCCGGCUUCGUCGCCGAACAAUUUGUACACUUGGCUUGCGACAACUGUCUUCCCAGCUGUUGUAUACGCCCCUGAUCGAAACAACACUCCCCGUAUAAUCAUGACCAACACUGGAGGCUUUCGAUACGACAUCUUGAAGGGUCCUUUCACCUUGGACAACGCCUAUCAAUCCAAUCCUUAUCAAAAUGGCUGGCAAUACAUGACAGCUCCCUGGCGUGUAGCGAAGAACAUACUCGCAAACAUGCAGACUGACGCAGUCUAUAAGCGCCAAGCCUCCAGCGGCCAAACUGUUUACAACUCGACCACUGGCCUUUGGACAACACCAGGCUACUAUACCAGUGAUGACUUUGGCGACGACGGAGAUAAUACGAUCCAUUUUGAUCAAGGAUCGUACAACAGCGAUCAUUACGUUGCGGCGAAUGUGUCGACUUUGAAUAUUACGAGCGAUGAUACUCUGGUCGAUGUAUAUGUUACCAGUUUCUUUGCCGCAGCUGCUGCGAAGUAUUUGACUGGAAAUACUACUGGAUGGGUCAAUGUGACAAAUAGCACUGGCGGUGUCUUCACGAGCUUUGAUACGGUGCCGGCAUAUGCCAAGUUGUUCUGGGACAAGGACUGCUAAAAAGUUCGAUCUAGCACAUAUAGCAAAAUCUACGUGGCGCAAUGCCAACAAAGG
Messenger RNA from Cercospora beticola, 2278 nucleotides. RefSeq names its product metallophosphoesterase family protein. Gene Ontology annotation, molecular function: hydrolase activity. Gene Ontology annotation, biological process: nucleotide catabolic process. Gene Ontology annotation, cellular component: cytosol. The record is from RefSeq and is a predicted model, not a curated record. Lineage: Eukaryota; Fungi; Ascomycota; Dothideomycetes; Mycosphaerellales; Mycosphaerellaceae.